CCUUUCGUAUCACUCUUUCUCGUUACUCCCUCCCUGAUCUCCAUUUUUGGGUAUCGAUCACAUCUCUCUUAUGGCUAAUUUUGUAUUCUUGUUUUCACUUAUUUUCAUUCUCACUGGAGCAUCAGUGAGCAAUGCUGGCUACGGACCACCUUCACCUGGCUUCUACCCAAGCACAAAGUUCAGGUCCCUGACUUUUAACAGAUGCUUCAAAACCCUCUGGGGUCCUAGCCACCAGUCCAUUAACAACAACGCUCUCGACAUCUGGCUCGACAGUUCCUCAGGAAGUGGGUUCAAGUCGACUAGACCCUUCCGAUCCGGUUACUUCGGAGCAUCCAUCAAACUGCAACCGGGUUACACUGCUGGAGUCAUAACAGCAUUCUAUCUUUCAAACAAUGAAGCACAUCCAGGGUUCCAUGAUGAGGUUGACAUAGAAUUCCUUGGAACAACAUUUGGGAAGCCAUACACAUUACAAACAAAUGUGUACAUAAGAGGAAGUGGUGAUGGCACUAUUAUUGGGAGAGAAAUGAAAUUUCAUUUAUGGUUUGACCCCACCCAAAAUUUUCACCACUAUGCUAUCUUAUGGAGCCCACGUGACAUAAUAUUUUUUGUGGACGACGUGCCCAUAAGAAGGUAUCCAAGAAAAAGCGCGACAACAUUUCCGCUAAGGCCAAUGUGGUUAUACGGAUCAAUAUGGGACGCUUCUUCUUGGGCCACGGAAGAUGGUAAAUACAAAGCCGACUACAGAUACCAACCCUUUGUUGGGAGGUUCACCAACUUUAGAGCAGGGGGUUGCUCAGCCUACUCAUCACCACGGUGCCGCCCUGUCACGGCUUCUCCAGGACGGUCCGGUGGUCUUAGCAAGAGGCAGUACAUGGCCAUGAAAUGGGUGCAAAGGAACCACAUGGUUUACCACUAUUGCAUGGACAGUAAAAGGGACCAUUCCUUGACACCAGAAUGCUGGAAUUAAUAAGUUUGAAACAUUUUACCCUACACAGUUGUGAUUUGUGGUCAGAUGGUUUUUGAGCCUUUUAACUUAAGGGCAUCUUUUUUUUUACCCUUAUUAUUCUAUACGUACGGAGUGUGAGAUGGGCCAGUGAAUGGUGGUUCAGCAUCCAAAGCCUUUUAGAAGAGCACAAAGAUGUUUAUGGUGUAUUUGUGCAAGGUUUUUGCUAGAGUUAU
Helianthus annuus (common sunflower) is the source of this 1179-nucleotide messenger RNA. RefSeq names its product probable xyloglucan endotransglucosylase/hydrolase protein 32. The record is from RefSeq and is a predicted model, not a curated record. Gene Ontology annotation, molecular function: xyloglucan:xyloglucosyl transferase activity; hydrolase activity, hydrolyzing O-glycosyl compounds. The transcript has 4 exons. Lineage: Eukaryota; Viridiplantae; Streptophyta; Magnoliopsida; Asterales; Asteraceae. Bases 71 to 967 code for a protein of 298 amino acids. Gene Ontology annotation, cellular component: cell wall; apoplast. Gene Ontology annotation, biological process: cell wall biogenesis; xyloglucan metabolic process.